AUGAUGCUAAAACCCGUUGCUUUGGCCCUGGCGGCCCUUCAGUGCGUUGCGGGUCUCCGCUUUGCGAUGUACAUUGACGAAUAUCACAUCGACGGCCUUCCUGGCAGCAACACAACGCAGGGCAUCACGCAUGCGAUUAUGGGUUUUGCCAAAUCCACUGGCUUCAACACGGAUUCAGGGUCGUCAUUUCAGCCCUUUGAGCCAGUCGAAACCAUGCGCAAGCGUUUAGCGCCUGACACAAAGGUCCUGAUUGCGAUCGGUGGAUGGGGUGAUACGGAGGGUUUCUCGACAGGGGCAAAGGACGAGGCCUCCCGGGAACGGUACGCGAAGAACGUCGCAAAGAUGCUGGACAGCAAUGGAUUUGACGGCGUUGAUGUCGACUGGGAGUACCCUGGUGGAAACGGGGACGACUACAAGCAGGUCCCAAACAAGGACAAGGCUGACGAGAUCGAGACGUUCCCGCUGUUCAUCCAGGCUCUUCGUAAGGCAAUCGGCAAGGAUAAACUUCUCACCAUGGCGACUCCGGGUAAGAGAGAGGAUCUGAUCGCGUUCACAAAGGAAAACGGACCCAAGAUCUGGCCGUCUGUGGACUUUGUCAACGUGAUGUCUUACGACUUGAUGAACCGCCGCAACAACGUGACGAAGCACCACUCCAGCGUCGUUGACUCGCACGAUACUAUCAAGGCGUAUCUUGAAAUUGGAGCGCCGCCAGAGAAGCUCAACCUUGGAAUUGCCUACUAUAUGAAAUGGUUCACUACCCAGGAGAACGCAGAUUGCGAUACUCACCCCAUUGGAUGCCCGACGGUGGAGAUGGAGACCCCCGACGGAGCUGACAACGCGAAGUCGGGCGUCAUUACCUUCGAAAAGAAGAGCAUGGCUCCACCGCCGCAAGACUUGAAGGAGUCCAGUGACCAGAAAUGUGGUCUCGAGGCCAAAACCAAGUGCCCCGCUGGGUCCUGCUGCAGCAUUUACGGAAGCUGUGGUUCGGGCGAUGACUACUGUGGGGUCAACUGUGAUUCCAACUACGGCGAAUGUAAGGGCGUGUCAAUUCAAGGUUCACUGCAAAGCGCGCUCAAGGACGGCAAGACCGACGAGGAAGCGGGCGGCCAGUACUACAUGGAUGUAAAGAACAACCUGUUCUGGACCUGGGACACACCCGACUUAAUUACCCGUAAGUUCAAGGAUAUUGUAGACGCCGAGAAGUUGGGGGGUGUUAUGGCGUGGAGCUUGGGAGAGGAUACAUACAAAUGGGAGCAUCUGAAGGCGAUGCAGGCAGGAGUUGCCGAGCGCGGUAGCAACACGGAGGCUCGCGAUGACCCUGAAUGUUAA
Messenger RNA from Aspergillus puulaauensis, 1329 nucleotides. RefSeq lists its product as uncharacterized. Lineage: Eukaryota; Fungi; Ascomycota; Eurotiomycetes; Eurotiales; Aspergillaceae. The coding region runs from base 1 to 1329 and encodes 442 amino acids. Gene Ontology annotation, biological process: chitin catabolic process; carbohydrate metabolic process. The record is from RefSeq and is a predicted model, not a curated record. Gene Ontology annotation, molecular function: chitin binding; chitinase activity. The transcript is spliced from 3 exons. Gene Ontology annotation, cellular component: extracellular region.